AUGUCGGAGACCGAUGAGAAAAUAGCGGUCGAUCCCGACUUUUACCAGCUCGAAAAUGAAUAUGAGCCUAGCGACUUCCAAUCAGAAACCACAUCUCUCGCUUCCUCCAUCUAUAAGGGAGUGAUGGAUCAUGGCCGACGAUACCAAACCCUUCGGGAAGGCAAAUACUGGGGUCCCUCCGAUGAGAAGCAAUUCGAGGCACUUGAGGCAGGGCAUUUGGUAUCCUUGGUCAUGGAUUCGGAAACAAAUAAUCCCCUAUUUCAAGCCCCAAUCAAAAAUCCGAAGCGCAUUCUUGAUGUCGGUACUGGCAGAGGAAGCUGGGCAGUCGAUGUAGCGGACAUGUUUCCAGAAACCCAGGUUCGCGGCGUCGAUCUUUACCCUCCGCCCAUUGAUUGGAUGCCACCCAACUGCAUUCUUGAAGUCGACGACGUUCUCCAAGAAUGGACAUGGCGUGAAAAGUUUGAUCUGAUUCACAUGAGUCUCAUGCUGGGCUCUUUCAAUGCGCCUGAGUGGGAUAAUGUCUACAGACAGUGCUACGAAAACUUGGAGCCAGGAGGCUGGUUCGAGCAGUUUGAAGGAGGCUGUGAAGUACUUUCUGACGACCGUAGCUUGCCCAAGGACAGUAUCUUGGCAAGCUGGGGAUCGAACAUCAUCGGUGCAGCUGCGCUAUCUGGCCGCCCUGUCGACACCCUCGAUACUAUGCGCAAGGAAAUUGAGAAGGCGGGCUUCAUUGAUCUUCACGAAAAGGUAUACAAAUGGCCUAUUGGCCCUUGGCCAAAGGACCCUGUGUUGAAGGAAGCUGGUCGUCUUAAUUGGCAUAUGUGGAAGACUGGGAUGGACGGAUAUGCCACAUAUUUGCUCACCAAAUUCGGCCUCCCCGAGCCAUGGAGUAUCGAGGAAGUUCAGGUUUAUGUCGCAAAAGCUCGUGCUGAGAUUAACGACCCCAAACACCAUAUCUAUCACUUUUCUCGGCGAAUUUGGGCCCGUAGGCCCACAGAGAAGGAGGCCGCAGAAAUCGCUGCCAAGAAGGAAAAUAGGGAGAAGGAGGAGGAAAAGAAAAAAGCAGGAGCCGACAAGAGUAGCACCAGCCAGGUGACAACACCUGGACUGACAAGAGACACCACUUACUCCGGGGGUGUUUAA
This is a messenger RNA of Penicillium waksmanii, 1143 nucleotides long. RefSeq names its product class I SAM-dependent methyltransferase. The coding region runs from base 1 to 1143 and encodes 380 amino acids. The transcript has 11 exons. Gene Ontology annotation, molecular function: methyltransferase activity. The record is from RefSeq and is a predicted model, not a curated record. NCBI's taxonomy places the organism in Eukaryota, Fungi, Ascomycota, Eurotiomycetes, Eurotiales, Aspergillaceae.